This is a messenger RNA of Perkinsus marinus ATCC 50983, 1520 nucleotides long. Its product is annotated as UDP-N-acteylglucosamine pyrophosphorylase, putative. Gene Ontology annotation, biological process: UDP-N-acetylglucosamine biosynthetic process. The transcript has 9 exons. Gene Ontology annotation, molecular function: UDP-N-acetylglucosamine diphosphorylase activity. Bases 1 to 1452 code for a protein of 483 amino acids. Lineage: Eukaryota; Perkinsozoa; Perkinsida; Perkinsidae. The record is from RefSeq and is a predicted model, not a curated record.
AUGGUUGCAUCAACCGCGGUUAUGGUACCCAACGAGCUUAGAACUAGGUUCGAGGGCUGGGGGCAGGCGCACGUUUUCAAAUUCAUUGACAACGGCAUGUGCUCUGAGGAGGAGGCCGAAGCUCUUAUAGAACAACUCAAGGGUAUAGAUUAUCCUAGCGUUAAGGCUAACGUGGAAAAGGCUAAGGAAGACCUCAAGUCAGAGACGGCUCAUGCUGAAUAUGAUCCUCCGAACGACAAAGACGUGAUGAAACUGAGUUCCAUGACUCCGGAGGCCGUUGAACGUUGGGAAACCCUAGGCCUUUCGGCGAUAGCCGCCGGUGAGGUUGCCGGUUGUGUUUUGGCUGGAGGGCAGGGUACUAGGAUGGGCUUGGGAGUGCACGAAUCUAAAGGUAUGGUCGACAUUGGCCUUCCCAGCGCCAAGCCCAUCUUCCAGCUAUUCUCUGAGAGGCUGACCAGGCUGAAGACUCUGUCGGGCCAAGCCUCCUCUCGUAUUCCUUUCCUAGUGAUGACUUCGCCGUUGAACCAUACUUCUGUCCAGCAGUUCUUCAAAGAUCACGAUUUCUUCGGCUAUCCCGAGGAGGAUGUUGUAUUCUUCCCUCAAGGUACUCUUCCUGCCUUGUCGCUUGAUGGAGAUCUCAUUCUCGAGUCUAAGUCGAAGGUUAGCGUCAGUCCAGAUGGUAAUGGAGGCCUGUACUAUGCCCUCGACAAAGAAGGGGUUUUAUCGAAGCUAGAAGCUUGGGGAGUGAGAUACCUCCACGUCUUUUCCGUGGACAACGCUAUCCUCAAACCUGCUGAUCCGUGGUUUGUUGGUUACUGUAUUGAGAAGAAUGCCCAGGUUGGCAAUAAGGUUGUUUGGAAGUCAUCUUGGGAUGAAAAAGUUGGAGUCAUUGCUACCAAGAAUGGCAAGUGUUCCGUAGUGGAAUACUCUGAUCUAUACAACCCCGCUGCUGGUAUCGACAAUCCGAUGGUCAGGGCCAAGGGUAGCGAUGGCAAGCUCCUCUUUGGCGCCGGCAAUAUCUGCAAUCACUUCUAUUCUGUUGAGUUUCUACGAAACGCCAUUUCCAGGAUGGAUAGUCGCUAUCACUUAGCGUACAAGAAAAUCGCGUGUGCUGAUGAGAAGGGCGACACUGUCAAGCCAACAGCGAACAACGGCGUCAAGCUCGAGGCUUUCAUUUUCGAUGCUUUCGAGAUGGCGGACCGCUCUGUUGUCUUCGAAUGCAAGCGCAGUGAAGAGUUCACGCCCAUCAAAAAUCCGUUCGGGGCCGACCAGGACUCUCCCAAUACAGCAAGGAAGGCUAUAUCGGACAUGUGCAGGCAGUGGGUCGAGAUGGCUGGCGGGCAUAUCUCGGGGGAGGAUCUCUUCGAAGUGUCCCCACUUGUAUCGUAUCGGGGUGAGGGUUUGUCUGAGCUAUGCAAGGGUAAAACCUUCGCCUCUCCUGGUCAACUGUGAGUUUGGUGCUUAGCCUUUACUGACGUUGAGAGUCUUCCCUCAGUACUGCUGUACAAUAGGUUUUGUUU